Telopea speciosissima is the source of this 1438-nucleotide messenger RNA. RefSeq names its product disease resistance protein RPM1-like. Gene Ontology annotation, molecular function: ADP binding. NCBI's taxonomy places the organism in Eukaryota, Viridiplantae, Streptophyta, Magnoliopsida, Proteales, Proteaceae. The transcript has a single exon. The record is from RefSeq and is a predicted model, not a curated record. Gene Ontology annotation, biological process: defense response to other organism. Bases 78 to 1424 code for a protein of 448 amino acids.
GCCAGCAUUGUGAGAUUAGCUUUGCAUAGCUGCUCUUUGAUGCCAUCUUCAAAAUCUUCCAUAAAUUCAGGGGAGAGAUGGCUAUGCCUGCUGUAAGCUUUCUAGUUGACAAGUUGGGCAACUUGCUCGUUGAUGAAGCAAAAAUUCUGAGAGGUAUCCGGACAGAUGUUCGUGACUUAAUGGAUGAACUCGAGAGCAUCCGUGCCUUCUUGAAGGAUGCAGAUGCAAGGGGAGAGACGGAUGAAGGAGUGAAAAUUUGGGUUAAGCAAGUGAGGGAUGUAGCUUAUGAAAUUGAAGAUGCCGUUGAUGACUUCAUGCUUCGCAUACAUCAUCAACAAAAGCCUGGAUUUAUUGGCUAUCUUUGUAAAAUUGUUCGCCUCUCCAAGGAGUGGAAAUCACGGCACCAAAUAUCUACUGAUGUACAGGAAAUCAAACGAAGAAUCAUUGGAAUUAAAGAAAGAAGCCAGAGGUAUCGCUUCAGCAUUUCAGAUCAAGGGUCAAGCUCUGGUGCCAAGCCUGACACAUGGCACGAUCCUCGAGUCUCUGCCUUGUAUGUUGAGGAUUCAGGCAUUGUCGGUAUUGAGAAGCCUCGAGAUUAUCUGGUCCAAUUGCUAGUAGAGGGAGAGUCCAAAUGCACAGUGAUUUCUGUGGCAGGCAUGGGUGGUCUGGGCAAGACCACACUCGUCAAAAAAGUCUAUGAUGUCCGAAAGGUGCAAGAACACUUUGAAUGUCAUGCUUGGAUCACAGUGUCACAGUCUUUUAAGCCUCAAGAGCUCUUGAAGUCCAUGAUGAAGCAAUUUUACCAAGAAGAUGAGGUAGUCCUUAGAGGACUAGAUUCCAUGGAAGAAGUUCAGCUGGUAAACAAAUUAAGGGAGUAUUUACAACAGAAAAGGUAUGUCAUUGUCCUUGAUGAUGUUUGGACCAUAGAAUCAUGGAACUCUAUACAACAUGCUUUACCCAGUAAUGAUUGUGGUAGUAGAGUGGUGAUCACAACACGCAACAAUGACGUAGCUUCUUAUUGCAAAAAGUCAAAUUCUAGCCAUGUUUACAACCUUAAACCUCUACCUGAUACAGAAGGUUUUAGACUAUUUUGCAAGACAGCGUUUGCAUCAGAGAAUUGUCCUUCAGAUUUAAAGGACCUGUCUCUUAAAAUCCUGAAAAGAUGGGAGGGUUUGCCUCUAGCUAUUGUAGCUACAGGUGCUCUUUUGGCAUUGAAAGAUAAGACGAGAUUUGAAUGGCAAAAAUUGCUUGACAAUCUUGGCUCUGUGUUCGAAAACAAUCCCAUUCUAACAAGAAUGGCAAAGGUUUUGUCAUUGAGUUUCAAUGAUUUACCUUACCACUUGAAAUUUUGUUUCUUAUAUUUUGGCAUCUUCCCAGAAAAUUAUUCAAUCAAGUGUGAGGCUUUUUCGAUUGUGGACGGCUGAAGGAUUCGUGGGAC